AGAAACGUAAAAGGCUGUGACGUAGUCGGCAACGCCAGACAGUCAGCGGGACAGCAGCCGUACGAGGAGCGAAACCGGAAUUGUUUACUGGCCCUAGUCGCUAUCUUUCUCUGGGUCGCAGAUCUCUUAACAACAACAAUAAGGGUCGGAAGAAGAAGUGGGGAAAAAGAAAAAAGAAGAAGAAAGAACUGCGCAGGGCAGCAGCAAGAGAAGUGGAGUCUAAAACAACAAUAAAACAUCUUCUUCUUGGGAAUCCAGCCGCGGUGCUCCCCUUCAAACACACAUUUGUGUCUCACCUUUUUUGCGACUUUGGAAGAAUCGGACAGUAAAUCUUCAACACCGGACUGAUUGCUAGCUCGUACGACUGUGAGCUGCUGAAGACGGCUGUCCUGGGUCUGUUCUGCGUCCUGGAUAUAUAAAUAUAUAUAUAUAUCUACCUAUCUAUAUAUAUAUAUAUAUGUACAGACAUACAUGUAUGUCUAUGUGUGAUAUAAAAACCAUCUCCGAGCUGGUGUCUCGUCGUCAAGUCUUUUGGUAAGAUUUUGCUGUGUUUGUUUUCUUAACCAAAACUACAAAAAAAAAAAAAAAAGGCUCCUUGUGACAGUAUGUCUAUUAAUUCCAUCUCCGUCUCUAUAUUAUCUGUAGACUGGCCUCUGUGGUCACUUUAUUCCACCACAACACCGUUAUAAUUACCAUUAUCGUCAUUACUACAUAAAACAAUUAACUAUUAAGCUUCCUCUUUACCAAAAAAAGAAAAAAAAUAAUAAUAAUAAUAAUAAUAAUUAUAAAUUCUGCAUCUAUUUCCAUAUAUCAUCAUUGCAAUUACUGCUGCUACUACUACUACUCCUAGCAUUACUGCCACCAUUACUACUACUACUGCUGUGAUUCUCUCGCCCUCUUUAUCUCUUCUUCUUUCCCUGUCCCGAAAUUCGUCGACUCCUCGGAGCUCCUCCUGAGAGAGAUUUUUUAAAAAAAUAAGUGAAAAGAGAAGUAAAACGACGAAAUAAAUCAUGGGUGACUACAAUAACCGCAUGGCCGAAUUGAACUUGGAUACCACCGCCUUCGAAGUGAACGAAAUGUCUGCUAAGAACAAUAAUAAUAGCAUCGGAAAGAGAUCGACCACGGACAUGAUUACACCCGUUAUCGAAGAGGGACAGUUUACUGAUGCUGUUGACCAGGAGGAAGUAAUGUCGCCCACCACCGCCAAUGCCAACGAUAGGAACCACCACCAGGAACAACAACAACAGCACGACGACACUCAGACUGCUGGCGAGGAGAACGUGAAUGGGAAUGAGAAGAACAAAAACGACGACGACGACGACGACACCAAUUCUGUCAGUAUCGCCUCCGUCACCAGUGUCCCUGCCACUGCAAAUGGAGUUGCUCACCGCGUUGAUGAUGAUGAUGAUAAUGACCAGAACAAUUACCACGACAACCACCAGCUGUCUUCAAAUCUUCCCGUCGAAGAUCCGGCUUCGACACCACUUACUGCUGGUCCUACUGCUUCUCCUCUCAAGGAACAGCAGCAGCAACAACAACGCGAACAAGAUAAAGAAGUUGGAGGAGAAAGAGAGGUAGAAUCGUUUAGACCAGUUGAAGUGGAAAUAACUCCAGCCCAGCCUCCUUUACCGGUGUUGCCACCUGCGCCCGUACUCCGAGUGGAACAGUUACGGGAGGAAGAUUAUGGAUCUUCGCCGUCUUCCUACACCAGUGAAGAGGAGGGCUAUAGUUUUCCGGAAUUCUCCGAUGACCCCGAAGAGCGGGAGAAGCUUCCCGAAUUUGUCGAACCAAGUGAAGAGCUUCAGGAGAAAAUCGUUAACCAGGUGGAAUUUUAUUUCUCCGAUGCCAACAUCCUGAAAGAUGCUUUCUUAUUGAAGCAUGUUCGUCGUAACAAGCAGGGUUUCGUAAGCUUGAAGCUGUUAACCUCCUUCCGCAAAGUGAAAACGCUGUCCAAGGAUUACCGUGUAGUGGCCUACAGUUUACAGAAGUCCAAAGUUCUUGAAGUGAACGAGGAGGGUACUAAAGUCCGACGUAUCGAUUCCUUACCUGAGUAUGAUGAGACUACCCCUUCACGGACUGUCGUUGUAGUCAACCUUCCAAUCAAGAAUCCAGCUAUUGAAAAUGUGGCCGAACUAUUUUCCAAAUGUGGAGUCAUCUCUCUUAUACGCAUCCUGCGACCCAAAGGUUCUAUACCACCGGACAUUAAGAAAUUCUCGUCCAAGCAUCCAGAAAUCGGUACUACACUUUGUGCUGUGAUCGAAUUUGAGACGUUCGAAGGCGCUAAACAAGCCUGUGCCAUGCACAAUGCCGACGACUGGCGCAGUGGGAUGCGUGUUGUGCAGCUGUCUGCCAAGAAGAAAGAAAAAGAUAAAAAGAAAGCUGUUUCAUCGAAUAAUAACAAUGCUAAGAGCGGUUCUGCGAAUUCGAACACUGCCACAGACAAAGAGAUUGUUAGUUUGGAAGAUAAGAAGAAAAAGAAGGGGUGUCGAAAGAAGAAGCGAAUUGAUGAACUCUGUCGCGAACCUGAGUCAUCAUGCUAUAGUAGCGGAUCUGAAGCGGACACUCCUCAGACACUUUUACAUAUGCCUUCACUGGACCCUAGCAAACUGAGCCCUGUAACGACUCCUAAACCAAGCCCAAGGUCAACUCCGAAAAGCAGCCCGAGAACCCAGCGCCGAAAAUGGAUGUCGAAAAAAUCCCCGUUGGCUGAGACUGACAACAGCCCAAGGAUUAGUCCACAGAUAAGCCCUGAAUCUCUACGCAAGAAAUACGACAACAGCGAUGCCCCAGCAAGUCCUUGGGUCCAACGGCGUUUGAAAGCUGCUCAGGCUCAACAGAACAGCACUGGUUUGAGCGAUGAUAAAAACGGACAGUCGGCAGGACGCAGCCCUAAAGGUAGCCCCCUAAUGCUGAGACGUGGCCGUCUACAUGAUCUAGAAAUGGCUGUGAGAUCCCCAAAAGGUCCAGACGGCACGAGUGGAUUCUAUGGCGGUAUGGGGAGGGGAAAAGUACCUAGCAACAUCGCCCUCCCGGAAAUUGUUGCGUAAAGACACCCUACACUAUACACACACAUACAUACACACUCAAAAUUUUCACGAUCUGUUUGAGUCCUUCAAUAUGACGAAGACAUUUAUGAUGACGAUGAUGAUGAUGUCUUUUUUUUUUUUUUUGUCUCCACAAACUCUCCUAGUUUCUCCUUGGAUUUGGAAACGAAUUUAACAAACGGAUAAAAAAAAAAAAGAUUCUAAAAGUUUUUUUUUUUUCCCCUGUGAAUUAUGUUUUCAAUUUUGAUCCUCUUUUCUUCCGAUGAAUUCCAAGGUUUGAAAAUUUACCAUAAUGUAAACAGAGCCAAAUCACCAAAUACCCCAAAAGAAAAAAAAAAAAAAGAAAAAAUCCUCCUCAUCUUUUCGACAAAACUAUAUAUAUAUAUAUAUAUA
Octopus sinensis (East Asian common octopus) is the source of this 3437-nucleotide messenger RNA. Its product is annotated as la-related protein 6-like. The record is from RefSeq and is a predicted model, not a curated record. Gene Ontology annotation, cellular component: nucleus. Gene Ontology annotation, molecular function: mRNA binding. The coding region runs from base 1011 to 3047 and encodes 678 amino acids. The transcript has a single exon. Gene Ontology annotation, biological process: RNA processing. Lineage: Eukaryota; Metazoa; Mollusca; Cephalopoda; Octopoda; Octopodidae.